This is a messenger RNA of Penicillium angulare, 6378 nucleotides long. RefSeq names its product type I iterative polyketide synthase. The transcript is spliced from 10 exons. The coding region runs from base 1 to 6378 and encodes 2125 amino acids. Gene Ontology annotation, biological process: fatty acid biosynthetic process; secondary metabolite biosynthetic process. Lineage: Eukaryota; Fungi; Ascomycota; Eurotiomycetes; Eurotiales; Aspergillaceae. Gene Ontology annotation, cellular component: fatty acid synthase complex. The record is from RefSeq and is a predicted model, not a curated record. Gene Ontology annotation, molecular function: 3-oxoacyl-[acyl-carrier-protein] synthase activity; fatty acid synthase activity.
AUGAAUCAAAUUCCUGUUUUCGCCGGCUUGGGUUCAGAUGCGCUUUUCUCAGAGCGAACUCUGGGGACUGCGGCCGAAGACGCUAGGACGCCCGAGGGCCAAAUUCUAUUACGAGCAUGCCAUGCCAUCUUUGUCGAAGAAAUUACCUCCGUCAUGCACAGUCAGCGCCUUCCUUCAGAACUCAAGCUAGAAGACUUUCUAGAGCCUGAAAGCCUCAUAAGACCGCAGGCGUGUUAUCAACGGAAUAGUAUCAUUCAACAUGUAUCACUAUACACAAUCCAGCUUUUAAGGUACCUAAGACACUCAAAGGAGAAGCCUGGUGCUCUCCUAGGUGCUGCUGGAUUUUGUGCCGGAUUAUUGCCUUCUGCUGCUGUGGUCAGUUCUAGAAAUGUCAUCGAACUACUCUCUCGAGGCCAAGAAUUCUUCUACGCGGCUCUGUAUUUGGGUAUUCACGUCGAAAGCUACAAGCAGGUUAUGAUGGCGGAGGAAUCCCAUCCACAAGAUCUGCCCUGUAGCUUGAUCAUUGACGGUAUUACGCCCCAGAGUGCUAAAGAAUUGCUCGAAGAACAUAAUAAAGAGCCUGCUACUUCCUAUGUCUACCUGAGCGCCAUCAACUCUUAUAAUUGUGUCACACUGAGUGGCAGGGGUGAUCAUCUUCAGAAAUUCAGCGAGCGCAGUUUGCCCUCUCAAUGCAAGAUACGACCAACUAAUAUUUUCUCUUUGUAUCAUAAUCGCCAUCGGCUCGAGGGAGUCCGAAGAGAUGUGCUUCAAGACCUCCGAAAGAACAUACUCUCCUCCCCAGUACCGUUACACCUUAUUGCCCCAUUGUUUUCAAAUAUCGAUGGAAGGCCAAUUGAUUCGAGCCAGGUGACAAUGUUUGAAGAGUUCUGCGAGAAGCUUCUCGAUAUGAUGAUCUUGGAGCCGGUGGACUGGGUAGCGGUCGAGGAUAACAUUCUUGCUACUACAAAGCAAUCAACCGCCACCGAGGAUACUUCGUAUCAAAUUUUGAAUUUUGGUCCUGGAUACGGCAUGUCGGGAGCCAGAUACACCCUGCCAGACAAUGUGAAAAUUGUAACUGCUUCAUUUGUCGAAUCACCCUACUCACCACAAGGCGCCUGCGGGUUGUUGUCACCUGAUGAUAUUGCUAUCGUGGGUAUGGGUGUGGACCUUCCAGGAGCCUCCAACGCGGACGCUCUUUGGCAAAACUUGGCUGAUGGCGUCAAUUCUUGCUCUGAGAUUCCCGCUUCGAGGUUUCACGUUGAAGACUUUCUUCAGAAGAAGGAUGGCCGUGCUCUCAGAACAAAGUUCGGAAAUUUCCUAGAAAACCCAUUCAUGUUCGACAAUGAACUCUUCGGCAUUUCCCGUCGAGAGGCCCAUUCAAUGGACCCACAACAACGAAUCAUGCUUCAGACUGCCUAUCGAGCAUUGGAAGAUGCAGGAUAUGUCCCUGACUCGACACCAUCUUUCUCCCGAGAAACUUUCGGUUGUUUCAUUGGGAACGCUACGUUGGAUUAUACUGAUAAUCUGAGAGACGGUAUUGAUGUUUACUACAGCCCAGGCACGCUACGCGCUUUUCAAAGUGGACGGAUAUCCUACAUUUUUAAAUGGAGUGGACCAUCUAUAACUCUGGAUACGGCCUGCUCCUCGUCAAUGGUGGCGCUGCAUCAAGCAGCACGAGCGAUACAGGCUGGAGACUGUCGGUCAGCUUUGGUCGGAGGUGUCAAUAUCAUUAGUAGCCCAGACAUGUAUCUCGGGCUCGAUCGAGCGCAUUUCUUAAGUCCUACUGGCCAGUGCAAACCGUUUGAUGACUCGGCAGAUGGAUACUGCAGGUCUGAAGGAUGCGCGGCAUUUGUGGUCAAAAAACUUGGCGACGCGAUGUCUGAAGGUGACCGGAUACUUGGGGUCAUCAGAGGGAUUGAGAUUAACCAAAGCGGUCAUGCGCAUUCCAUAACGCAUCCUCAUGCCCCGACGCAGGAGAACCUGUUUCAAACAUUACUGAAGAAAACGCAAAUUCAUCCACAUCAGGUCACUGCGGUUGAAACACAUGGAACGGGAACACAAGCCGGGGAUCCAAAUGAGCUUGUCAGUAUUCGUGGUGCAUUUUGUAAUGACCGAGAUCCAGGGAAUAUUAUCCAUUUCACCUCUAUCAAAGCCAACAUCGGCCAUUGCGAGGCCGCUUCUGGUGGUGCAGCGUUGGCGAAAUUACUUUUGAUGAUGAGACAUGGCACAAUACCUCCACAGAUCUCUCUGAAGACACUGAAUCAUAAGAUCAAAGACCUUGGUACAGAUGGGACCGUUAUUGAUCGUGAUGGUGCUAUUUGGGAUCGGCCUUUGAAACACCCUCGGCUUGCUCUACUCAACAACUUCGGGGCGGCUGGCUCCAAUGGUGCCUUGAUACUACAGGAGUAUCCUAAUCUCAAAGCUCCAUCUCAGAGUGAGGGGAAAUGUGACGCUCACAGCUAUCUGGUUGGGCUCUCGGCUAAAAGCACUACAAGUCUACUUGCCUAUAAAGAUGUUUUGGUUUCUUAUCUGGAGAAUCCUUCGACACAGGCUCCUCUUCGCGAUGUUGCCUAUACUAGUACUGCCCGCCGUCAGGUCUUUGAUUAUCGUAUUGCUGUGACUGGUUCCACAUCGCAGGAAAUAGUCGAUCACUUGAGAGAUGCAGAGAUUCACAACGUUCGCGAGUCGGCAAAUCCACAACCACGUGCGGUAUUCGCAUUUUCUGGUCAAGGCUCUCAGUACCUGGGGAUGGGUCGCGAACUUCUAACUGCCUAUCCUGAAUUUGAAAAAGUGGUCCUGGAAUGCGAAAGGUGGCUGUUGAAUAAUGGCUAUCCAGGAUGUCUGGAUAUAAUCGCCUACAACGAUGACCAAGAACAGCAAUCUCAGUCCUUGUCACUGCUACAACAGUCUCUUCAAACCGCAGUUUUUGUCUUGGAGGUGGCACUGGCCCGGCUGCUUAUUUCUCUUGGUCUUGUGCCAUCUAUUGUGCUUGGUCACAGUCUUGGGGAGUAUGCUGCCCUCGUUAUCGCCGACGUGAUUGAUUUGAAAAGCGGUCUAAAAUUGGUAGCGUAUCGAGCAAAGCUUAUGAUGAUGCUGUGUCAACUUGAAACCACCUCAAUGCUCGCGGUGAAUCUCAGCGCAGAGACUGUGAGACAACACAUCAAAAACAGCCCCGAAACUCAAGAUUUGUCUAUAUCCUGUGAUAACAGUCCGACGGAUUGUGUUGUUGGGGGUCCGAUUAAUCAACUCCAGUCUCUGAAAGCAGGACUUGGUAUAAUGAAGGCACGGUCAAAAAUGCUCGAUGUUCCAAUGGCUUAUCAUACAAGCGCGAUGGAACCCAUAUUGAAACAGUUGACAGAAGUCGCUAAGACGAUUGAAAUCUCGUCUCCGAGCAUUCCCGUCAUAUCGCAUGUAUUUGGCCGCCUUAUCAAACCCGGUGAAAAGGCUUUCACGUUUGAGUAUUUUGCAAUGCAUUGUCGCCAAACCGUUGCUUUCAAUACAGGAAUUGAUGAGCUUUCCCGUUGUGGAAUGGGACGUGAAAUUUCCCGAUGGAUAGAAAUUGGCCCUCAUCCGUCUUUGCUGCCCAUGGUUAGCACUAGAUUGGAUAAAAGCACUACAGACCUUCUACCGUCAUUGCGAAAAGGGACUGCAGCAUCUGCUUCAAUUUCCAAACUCUUAUCGCAUUUUUACCAAGAUACCACAAUGCCGAAUUGGCGAAAGGCUUUCGAUGAGCGAGCCACCUUGGCUACCAUUCCGGCUAUGCCAUUCGCAGAAGAAGAGUUUGGUAUUCAUUAUCCACAUGAAAGCCUUCACAGAAACUCGGCUCAGUGUGAUGAGAAUGUCGAUUUUCAAACUUCUCAUGCUUUCUUGUCGAGGAUUAUUCAACGCCCAACAGAGACAAGUCGCGAGGCAAUCUUUGAGACAAACAUUGCGGUUUUCAAGGAUUACAUUGUCGGUCACCUGGUUUGUGAGCAGGCUCUUUGUCCAGCAUCAGUAUACCACGAGCUUGCUUUAGCUGCUUCUAAGUGGAUACACCUCAAUCAAGGCGAGGAGCGUGAAAUCAUCAGGAAACUCUCGAAUGUGCUAUACUCAGCACCUUUGUUGUAUUCAGAAGACUCUUCUGCGGUACUUAGGAUCCGCAUAGCUUCCAGCAGUGACCACAAGGCAGACUACUCGUUCACCGUAGGCUCAUACAAUGCAGGCUCGGAUCCGCAGCAGCAAACAAUUCACUGCCAAGGACAGCUAAAGACACAAUCCACUACCCAUGCUCAAAAGUAUGCAAAGCUCGUGCCACUCAUGGAACGCCAAAAGGAGAGAUUCUUGCGUACCGAUCAAUGGAGCACGCAGACCUUUCUCCGAAAGGCCAUGUAUGAAAAGGUCUUCACACGGGUUGUUGAUUAUUCUGAAUUGUAUCAGAUGGUUCAAUCUAUACGCAUCAUCGGAGAUGAGGCACUUGCGAUCUGUCGCUUUCCAAACUCACAAGAAGAGACAUCAGCGGCGAACACAAUCCUGAUGGAUGUUCUUCUUCAUGUUGCUGGUUUUGUUGCCAAUCUCAAUAUUGAGAAUGAUGAAGUUUGCAUCUGUAAAGAGGUCAAGUCUGCUACUAUGAUUCGAGAGUUCCCCUUCUCAGACUGCACGUUUGAAGUAUACUGCAGCAACCUCGAGAUCGCAGCCAGCAAUGUGGUUAUAGCAGAUGCACAUGCCGUUGACUCUAAAGGUGUCAUUGCUGUAUUCAAAGGCAUGGCCUUUCAGCGAGUGAAACUCACCAGAAUGGCCCAAGCUCUCCGCUUAACAGCUGCGAGGUCUAGUCACUCACAUCAGACUGCCUCAAUAGAGAAAGCCAAACCGGUAGCUUCAAAGCCUUCGGCUCCUGUAUCAAAGUCUCCUCGCACAUCUUUUGACACGCAACCAGCUAUCAGGGACAUUAUUGCGAGUACCUGCAAUCUAGACUCGUCAAACUUGACUGCGGGUACCAGUCUUGAGGCUAUAGGUUUUGACUCGCUCAUGAGUAUUGAACUUGCUUCGAACUUGUCUGCGAAGCUUCAUAUCUCCAUCGAUAUAUCGGCUUUGGAGGAGUGUAGGACUGUUGAGGAUAUUGAGCAGCUGUGCGGUGAUGAGGGCCAAUCAGGACUCACGCCUCUCUCGGAAGCUGACACGAUUGACUAUGUUACAAUGCCAGUGACGCCAGCAACACCAGCAACUCCGGCCACAUCUGCAAUGCCUGCAGAUAAAUUGUUCGUUGCAUCCAUAAUUGCCGAAACGUGUGGCGCGCAUAUUACAUCAAUUAAAUCCGAUGUAGAGCUCGAGGCUCUCGGUAUUGAUUCACUGAUGAUGAUCGAGCUAGAGGCCCGUCUACAAAGUCCAUCGAGCACCAAGAAGCUUUCAACUUUGGAACUAUCAGAAUGCAGAACAGUGAGAGAUAUUGAGAGAUUAGCAAUUAUAGACGACGUAAAACCAGUCCAACUUGAAGUUGAUUUUUCUUCCCAGUUACCUCGCCGAAUCCCUAUUCAAAUCCAAUCUCCAGUCCCAGAACUCCAAAAGAAAGAAGUACCCGCGUCCAUAAAAAUGAAGAUUGCGACUAUUCUCAGGCUGCAAGAGCAACCCGAGAUGGUGCAUAUAGCUCAGGAUAAGGCUUCUACAAAUGCUCCACUUUUUCUCAUCCAUGACGGCAGCGGCAUAUGUGUUCAAUAUCACCGAUUGAGAUCUUUCAAUCGCUCAAUUUAUGCGAUCCACGAUCCCAAGUUCCUGGAAUCAGAGUCCUGGUCAGGAAUUCCCGCUAUGGCACAAUCUUAUGCCCGGUUUAUUGCAAAGACAACAUCUGGUCCUUACAUGCUCGGCGGUUGGUCAUUUGGUGGUGUAGUUGCAUUCGAGGCUGCUAGAGUGCUCAUGGCAGAGGGGCACACUGUCACUGGAGUUGUUCUCAUCGAUUCACCGCCGCCAAUCAAUCACAGGCCACUCUCUGAUAACAUCAUAGAUGCUGUUACAAAAGGCGGUAAGAACAGAGGUGGCUUGGUUGGUAAAACUAUUCGCAAUCUUGUCAGGCAAAGCUUCACAUCCUGUGCGAGCAUGCUUGGAGCUUUUGAGCCUGAGAAUACGACAAGUGCCAGGCGUCCAAUCCCAAAGACUUUCUUGCUUCGUUCAAGGGAUGGCUUCUACUUGAGUACGGGUGUUGAGAAUGCUUGGCUGCAGGAUCGGAGCGAUCCUAGAAUGUCUAUUGAGGGAUGGGAGAUUCUUACAAAGACAAGGAUGCCUUAUAUGGAUAUUCCAGGAGAUCAUUUCCAAGUUUUCGAUGUUGCAAAUGUACAAGCUGUAUCAAAGGCUAUUGCUCAUGCAUGCGGCGAAUUAACGAAUGCCUCUGUCUCCAGAGCUUCAGUGUAA